Messenger RNA from Phytophthora sojae, 276 nucleotides. RefSeq lists its product as hypothetical. NCBI's taxonomy places the organism in Eukaryota, Oomycota, Peronosporomycetes, Peronosporales, Peronosporaceae. The record is from RefSeq and is a predicted model, not a curated record. The transcript has a single exon. The annotation marks the transcript as partial.
AUGUCGCUACUGCACCCCAUCUUCGAGGUCAUCAGGGCUCCUGAGCUGUCCAGUUGGGACCAUGCUGCGAUGAUUGAUUGGCAUCGCGAGUGGGAGCGCUACGUGGAGAAGAUGCGCCACCGCUGCACCACCACUGGCGAGACGUUCGAGAACGUUGUUGCCACUGUCAAGGGCUCAGUGAGGCCUAAGACGCUGAAGAACAUGGCUACCUAUGUGUUGAAGAAGCCAGUGGCCUCGGUGACGGAUGCUGACAUCAUGGCGGCCGUCGAGCGUCGA